AUGCAUCGGAAGUCCCGGCCACGACGACCGCCGCUGUUGCUGUUGCUGCUACUUCACGUCCUCCUGGAAAAUCCAUACGUCGCUGGGACGAGCGCCGAGUACUCGCGGGCCUGCGACCAGGUGACCUGUAGGAUAGGCGAGCAAUGCGUGAGCCGAAAAUUCUGGUGCACCCGCCCGCCCUGUCCAAACAUGACCUACUGCUCAAAAUCGAGAAAAGAACUACUGAAGGGACCGGAAACUUGCGAGUCUGUCGUGUGCGCCCCGGGAUACAAAUGUCUCGUUCGUGUUCGGGAUUGCGAGUGGAACAAAAAGUGCAAACAGCGAACAGCGCGAUGCGUAACGGAGCGUGAGUACGAGGAGGGCCCGGCCAGUUGCGCCGACGUCGUGUGUCCCUCGAGCUAUCGCUGCGUCCUCAGGGAGAUCCACUGCUACCGGCCUCCUUGCAAGCUCACCAAAAGCUGUGCCCGUGACCGAGACGUUGCCAGGUGGUUCGACAGGUGCCGGAAAUUGGGCUGCCAAUCGGAGCACAACUGUUUCCUACGCAGACCACCCCCCCGGUGCACGGUGCCCCCCUGCGACCACGUACCGGACUGCCUCGAGAUUACGGAUUUCAGUGAGGAUGACCGCUGCCGCGGCUGGAUCUGCCCGACGAGCCAGGACUGCGUGAUCGACCACGCGAACUCAGGCGCCUGCAACUACGACCUCGCCAACGGACAGGAGGCCGAGUGCAGGAUCGUGAGGUCCUGCCGGGAAUCGAUACUCCUGCCGGCUACCCUCUUGGACAGCGCCGCUCUUGCCAGAGAUGCUGUGCAGGCAUCUGCGACAAAGGCGACCAAGACGAGGAGCAGCGGGGCAUCACCGGCAGGCGAAUCAGCUUGGCUGACCUAUUUGAGAUGGAAAGCCGGCGCCGAGGCCGUCCGUUAUUGGAUCGACAGGGCCAAGACCAGCCAGGACUACGAGGGCUUCCUCGAUUGGCUGGAACAGAUGGCGAACCUCCUGGGCCCGGACACGUACCGCCUCUGGCUGAGCGAGGUCGAGCUGGCGAGCAUCGACGCCCCGGAAUUCCAAUCCUGGCUGAACACGGCACGCGCCAACAACCGGUUGCCAGUGACGCGCGGCCGGCCGACACCCGACGACAGGACGCGACUCCCCGGCAGAUUCUUCUUCCCGGUCCGAAGAGUCUACUACGAGGACGACGACGGCAUCGAUCCCAUGGCUUCCGGCACGGGCUUUGACUUCUCCUACCACCAGCCACCACCACCACCACCACGAUCUUCGCCGUCACCAGCGUCAUCCUCGACCUCUGCAAAGCCGCAAACAAUACCUCCCGGCCGAGCUCCAUAUGAGCCCAGACUCGAGGACACGAGCGGCCAACAUAGCCCCGACUCAUCGGGUUUCAAUGAAGCCGGCCGAUUUACCGGGACGCCCGGAAUACAAAACGGCAGCCUCUCAUAUCCAACCGGUCAGCCACGAAAAUCCUUGCCAGCCUCGUCCGAGAUUGCCCAGGGGAUCCCGAGCUUCCAAGACCAGGAGUUUGUCAAUGGCCCCAAGAACUCGUGGAAAGCGUGGCAGUCCUAUUACCAGCUCAACCCGGUGGACACGCCACCUCCGUCGCUAAACAAUCCCGGGAGCAGCGGUGUGCGAGCCUCGGCCCAGCGGGACACGUACUACCUGAGCAACUACACCCGGGUCAGGCAGAACUACAGCCUCGAGCCCCAGAUGGCACAGCCGAAGGUUUUCUUUCCCAACGACAAGUUGCCGAGGGGGACCACCACCACACCGGCUUCCGACAAAUCCACACCCAACGUUGCCUCGAUCCUCGACUCGGUCGCAGGCUUCGAGCAGUACCGCCAGAUCAAGCCCAACAUACUGAAACUGUCAGCGGAAAACGCUAGUCCGGACGGCCAACAGCAGCCCAAAUUUUUGAUCUACUUCCCUCCGCCCUACAACUUUUUGAUCUACCACUCGGACGAGCGGACACCCCCGGCCAACGCGAGCCGCGACGGAGUGACCGAGCCUCCGGGCGAGGACAAGCGAGACAGGCAAUCCAGACGCGAGUACAUCAGGAAACUGCUCAAGGAGCUGCUCAAGUACUGGGACGAGGAGGAGAAAUCGUACGAGGACGGCGGCCCGGGCAACGGGACGACCGAGGCACCGCGGGUCAGUAACAGGACUAACUCCCAGUCGUCGAGGUCCAGCGCGCUGGACGAGAGGUUGGACGUCGACGACGACGACACGUCGCUGGACCAGUUUCUGGAUUGGCUCACUAAAAACACGUCCCUCCUGGAUCUGAAGCCACGGAGGAAGGGACCCCCCAGUUUUACGGACGAGGACGAGGACAAGACCGACAACGUGAUGAGCUCGCAGCAGGAGUCCCCUAGCCAUGGUGUGCCCUCGCCGAGGAAGGUGCGGAUCCUCGUGGACAUCGACAAGAACCCCGAGCUGAUGAGGGCCCUGUUCUCUCGGAACCUCAGCGAGGGCCCACCGGACAGCCCGGGCGAGUACCAGGUGAUCGUCAACCUCGAGGAUUACGUGGACCCGCAGGAAGAGGAGGUGAUAUCGCGCAAGCUCGUCGACAUCGUCAAGUACCAGCUGCGCCGGAACAUGACGCGGAACGGGACGCUGCCCGAGUCCCUGUGGGUUCUCCCGGUCUACGACGACGGGGCCAACGGGACCUCGGCUCAGGGACGAGUUGACGGUGACGACAGGCUACUAACCCUCAAGGACGUGGAUUUUCCCACGGACGCGCGGAGCAACGGCGACCUCAGAAGUGAGCAAAGGGGUCUCGACGACGUGGAAGGCGAUUACGGCGGGGACGACGAGGACGGGAAGUCCUACGCGGAAUCAAAGAUCCAACGAGUCACGAGUCGGUACAAGCUACAUCGGUACGCCGGUUGA
Copidosoma floridanum is the source of this 2898-nucleotide messenger RNA. RefSeq lists its product as uncharacterized. Lineage: Eukaryota; Metazoa; Arthropoda; Insecta; Hymenoptera; Encyrtidae. The record is from RefSeq and is a predicted model, not a curated record.